Messenger RNA from Neurospora tetrasperma FGSC 2508, 1674 nucleotides. RefSeq lists its product as uncharacterized. The record is from RefSeq and is a predicted model, not a curated record. The transcript has a single exon. NCBI's taxonomy places the organism in Eukaryota, Fungi, Ascomycota, Sordariomycetes, Sordariales, Sordariaceae. The coding region runs from base 1 to 1599 and encodes 532 amino acids.
AUGGCGUCCCAAUACAUUCAAGUAGCCAAGCCGCCCUCGAAAAACGCCAUCCUCGAAUCCCUCGUCGAAAAUGUCCGCGCCUGCAAUGCGCGCUUACCGCCCGGACGCGACGAGAUGGUCUUUGGUGCGUGCGAACUCAAGGUGGAAAUGCCGCUGCUUCUCAACCGGCCUGGCGCGUGUAGGGAGUCGCCCGCCGAGUUCGAGACCGUCAACGCCCACUUUUCAGCCCAAAUACACGCUUUCAUCAACGCACUGCACGCCCUCGAGGACAUGGCAGACAAAGCGUCCUCGGACGACCUGGACCUCUACCGCCCAGACGAAUGCCUUCGGCCCGUCAUAUGCGUUUCCAAUCAGUCCUUCGAACCCCACCUAGACUGCUUGCACCGCGCCUUCCACACUCGCCGCCUUACCGUCCAGAAUCCGGACAGCCUGCCCCUUCUCAACCGCGUCACUCAACUGCGCAUUCUUCCUGACCGGCAUUCCACCUUUGACCCAAUCAACAUGCGGCCCGUCUCCUUGCGCACGCCCAUCGAACUCAUCACCCGCCUCCCUCAACUUUGCGAGCUGGACUGCCCCUGGCUGUGGGAGCGCCUUCCCGUUGCCUUCACAUCCAAAGCACUGCGCAUCAUUUCCCGCGUCUGGGCAGGUCCUUGGCGUGAUGACCGCACCGAGUUCGCGCGGGCUGUGCGUCAUACCAUGCCCUUGUUGCCGUCCUCCCUCACCAAGGUCCGUCUCUGGUUCUGGAGGCCCAGCUCCCAUGGGGACGAGGUGGACCAAGCGGCGCAGAUGCCCGACCUUGUUGGCGCGUCGUCGUCAUCGUCCUCGACCAACGAGUUUGGAGGCAUGGACCCUGUGUCUCUUGGCUUGCGGGACCUGGGAAGUCGCCUGGAGGAACUAGACAUCCGCGCGCUCAUCACCCCCGAUCUUUUCCCUUCCGGUGGCGACGGUCCGUCAUGGUCACACAUGCGGCACCUCAAGGUGGAAUUCCACCCGUGCGCGCCUGACGGCAGCUGGUACUUUUCCGGCCCGCGAGGGGGAGAUCCCCACGCGACAGGGUUCGCCAUCACGAGAGAGGAGCACUACCCGCCCGGCCAGGAAGAUGACGACGAGACGCACCAGUUGAUGUCCGACGAGGAGGAAGAGUACUGGGGCGACGCACCGGACAUAUACGACCUCCGCAACCCCGACAUGUUCCGUCUUCGCCCCAUCGCGGAACGCAUCAACCCUUUGCUCUUGGCGUUUGCCUCGUCUCUGCAACGACAAAAGAUGCCCGCCCUCCGGGACGCCGAGCUGUUUACGUGGCUUACGUGGCGGCCCUCCAAGGAGAGGGCGAGGGAGUAUGAAGGGAGUGAUGACGUGCCUCCAACUUCGUAUGAGGACGAGACGGUUAUGUUCCGCUGGGGGGUGAGGUACGAGGCACCUGCCGUUGGAAGAGAUGGGAAAGGAAAAGCGACGUGGCAGGUCGGUGAGGACUGGAGGCCAGAGGACCGAGUCAUCAAGGCGUUUGAGGAUCUUGUGUGCGGAGACGGGGAGAAGAUGGAGUGGAAAGCGUUCGAGUUUGUGGAAGAGAGGGAGCAGGAUUUUGAGGACUAUAUCUGAUUCCCAUCAGAUGUGACCACACUCGAAUCUCAAAUUCAAUCAACGAAGGGCCGACAAUCGCGCUCACCGCUACCG